This is a messenger RNA of Owenia fusiformis, 1007 nucleotides long. The record is from the annotation of a GenBank genome assembly. NCBI's taxonomy places the organism in Eukaryota, Metazoa, Annelida, Polychaeta, Sabellida, Oweniidae.
CUUCAAGUUAAAGAAUAACUGAUAUUGAAUUGGUAUUGAUAAUGCUGUUCACAUUCCAAUCUUAAAAACAUUUUAAAAAUAUCUGAGCAAUUACAAAUCAUCACACAUGUAGUUUCAGCGAACGCAAAAAGACUGCAAAGUAAUUUGUCCAUAAAAUUGUCUAAUUGUGUACACUGAUCAACCUAAAUGUACAUGUAAAUACAAAUGUUAUGUCAUUUCUGAAGAGAGGAAGGAAUCUUCUGUGUGCAUGCGGUGGGAACCAAGGUCAGGCUACCAUUAACAAAGAUGACAUGCCAUACUCUAAAGAGAGUCCUUCAGAAGCCCAGGCUCAGAGCAACAGUGAAUUUACCUCAAAUGAUCAACUGAAUCUCGAUGAAAAUGAUAACUUUGAUGCCGGCUCCAUUGUGUAUGUGCUAGAAGAUCAAGAAGAUAGUGGAGCAGUUGUCAUUAAGGACUGUAGUAAUGUAACCAUAGGAACCACCAAUAUUUACAAUUUAGGUUUAAAGGCAGAUGAACUAUUGGACAAGAACAAGGCAUAUGUGAUCAUGCCCCGAGAGCUCAUGAAAGAACAGGAAGACAAACUGCAGGAGCAAGAAGAUGAAAUAAGAGACCUGAAAAGUAGACUCGCUGACCACGACCUAAUGGUUAACACCCUCUUUAACAGACCGAGUGAAACUGGCCGCAGGUAUGUCACAAGCUGGUCCUGCGAAUUCAUCGAUGAUACAAAAGAUGAAGAUGAUAAAAUGGACGAUACACAAUGACACUGACAAACACAUGCAUUUGUACAAGACGCUACCUGAUUUUGAUGUACAUUACACAUUUAACAAUUCAGUUUUCAGUUUAAAUUUGAAGAGCUUGUAUUUAUAUUAGAAUAUCUAACCUGCUAAAACAGUAUUGUAUUUUGCUUCCAAUGUAUUAUUCUUUUUGCCAAAAAUAAAAAUAUUUUUGAAAAUAUUAGAAUUUGUGUGUGUUGCAGGCACGAUUUUGUGUAAAAUAAAUAAACUACG